This is a messenger RNA of Trifolium pratense (red clover), 1954 nucleotides long. Its product is annotated as probable pathogenesis-related protein ARB_02861. The transcript has a single exon. Lineage: Eukaryota; Viridiplantae; Streptophyta; Magnoliopsida; Fabales; Fabaceae. Gene Ontology annotation, cellular component: extracellular region. The record is from RefSeq and is a predicted model, not a curated record. Bases 242 to 1555 code for a protein of 437 amino acids.
CGGACACCCAAAAACCACGCUAUUUUGUUUAAAAAAUGUAGUUUUGAUUUCUAUUUUCUAGAACUACCCAUUGCAGUUAGGUGUUCUAAUUACCAAAUUGCAAAUUGAUCCCAUUAAUUUCCAUCCAUAAAGUUAAAAAUAGAAACAUGUAGUGCAACACCGUAAAAAUACUAAAUCAGCAAAUGAUGAUUCCUUACAUUUCUUGUUUUGAAAGAGUAAUUAACUAUGACAAAAAUCCACAAUGGCAAAAUUUCUUCCACUUCAUUCUAAACGGGGCUCUCAGACACCACGAGUCCCCCAGAAUCUCACAAUGCAUACAUUCUCUUUCUUCAUCGUUUUUCUAUUCUUCAUAUUUUCCAAUGUCGUCGCCGCAACGCAAUUAGAACAGCUUUCGUCACCACCUCCACCGGCACCAUCAAAAGAUCCUUCGGCACAAUCAAAAGAUCCUUCGGCACCUCCACCACCGGCACAAUCGCAAGAUCCUUCGGCACCUCCUCCACCGGCACAAUCAAAAGAUCCUUCAGUACCUCCUCCACCGGCACAAUCAAAAGAUCAUUCAGCACAAUCAAAAGAUCAUUCGGCACCUCCUCCACCGGCACAAUCAAAAGAUCAUUUAGCACAAUCAAAAGAUCCUUCGGCACCUCCUCCACCGGCACAAUCAAAAGAUCAUUCAGCACAAUCAAAAGAUCCUUCGGCACCUCCUCCACCGGCACAAUCAAAAGUUCAUUCGGCACAAUCACAAGAUCCUUCGGCACCUCCUCCACCGGCACAAUCAAAAGAUCAUUUGGCACCUCCUCCACCGGCACAAUCAAAAGAUCAUUCGGUACCUCCUCCACCGGCACAAUCACAAGAUCCUUCGGCACCUCCUCCACCGGCACAAUCAAAAGACCCUUCGGCGACACAAUCAAAAGACCUUUCGGCACCACCUCCACGGACACAAUCAAAAGAUCCUUCGGCGCCUCCUCCACCGGCACAAUCACAAGACCCUUCGGCAACUCCUCCACCAACACAAUCAGAAGACCCUUCAGCUACAAAAUUCACCGGUCGCCGCCGUCGUAAUGCUGCAAAAUUCUUCGGAUAUGUUCGAACAAGCAACCAGACGUAUUUGCAUAAUGAAACCGAGUUAGCGGACGAGUUCUUACACGCGCACAAUUGGGUGCGAAAGGAGUACAAAUUACCGCGGUUGGCGUGGGACGAGAAACUUGCGAAUAUGAGUAAAAAAUAUCUUAUGGAACGAUAUAAUGAUUGUCAAUGUACUCAUUCUAACUUAACUUUUGGUGAGAACCUGUUUUGGGGAAAGAGGUUGCAUUGGACACCUUGUGAUGCGGUUUAUUAUUGGUACAUGGAGAAGAAUGAUUAUGAUUUCAAUACCCUUAAAUGUGAACCUCCGCCAAAAGAGUGUGACCAUUUUACACAACUUGUGUGGAGGGACACAACACAUAUUGGAUGCGCCUUGCAACAUUGCAACAAUGGUAUCGGCAUGCUCAUCAUCUGUGAGUAUUAUCCAGGGGGUAAUUAUGUCAAUGAGAAUCCUUUCGUUCAUGCAGUACAUUAACAAACUCGUCAUGCACCUCGCCAAAAUUAAUUCAUCGUCUCCGACCAACUCUAUAUGAGAAUGGAUCUCUCAAUUUAUUUUAAUUAGUUGAUAUAAAUUAUUAUUUCUUAUAUUACAUAUUAUGUAUACGCUCGUUUUGUUGUCUUUAUUUUAUUAUGAAGCUUUAUUUUUUUAUCUCAUUAAUUUGGUGUUGUAUCCCAGUUUCCCUCGCAAAUUAUUGUACAUAAUUUGUAUAAUUGGUUUGGUGUUUUUGAGUUACGAUUAGUUGAAAUUGUAAUAAUAGAUAUAGUUUCUUUUUGUUUUUACUUCUUUUUCUUUUAUUUCCUCGUUUGUGCAAUGGGAUAGAUAUGUCCUUACUUGAAAAAAAAAAUUUAGUCCUUAAAAUAAAACUAACAGUAG